Molecule: messenger RNA, 773 nt
Organism: Gadus morhua (Atlantic cod)
Lineage: Eukaryota; Metazoa; Chordata; Actinopteri; Gadiformes; Gadidae
Product: protein transport protein Sec24D-like
Exons: 5
Coding region: 136-699 (187 amino acids)
Biological process (GO): intracellular protein transport; COPII-coated vesicle cargo loading; endoplasmic reticulum to Golgi vesicle-mediated transport
Cellular component (GO): endoplasmic reticulum exit site; COPII vesicle coat
Molecular function (GO): SNARE binding; zinc ion binding
Source: RefSeq, a predicted model, not a curated record
UCGGUGUUCCCUAGCCUACCGCGCCAUCCUGAAGCUAACAACUGUUUAUCAUCCCGGUGUUCCCCAGCCUACCGUGCCAUCCUGAAGCAGCCACUGAAGAGCGUCCGGGAGAUCCUGGUCAACCAGACCGCCCACAUGCUGGCCUGCUACCGCAAGAACUGUGCCAGCCCCUCUGCCGCCAGCCAGCUGAUCCUGCCCGAGACCAUGAAGGUGUUCCCGGUGUACAUGAACAGCCUGAUGAGGACGGCCCCCCUGGUGGGCAGCACGGAGCUGUCCACGGACGACUGCGCCCACCAGCGGCUGGUCGUCAUGGCCAUGGGCGUGGAGGACACCCAGCUGCUGCUGUACCCCCGCCUCAUCCCACUGCACAACAUGGAGCUGGAGGGCGAGGCGGUGCCGUCGCCGCUGCGCUGCUCCGAGGACCGCCUGUCCGACGGCGGAGCCUUCCUGCUGGAGAACGGCCACGCCCUCUUCCUGUGGCUGGGCCAGGCCUGCCCCCCCGAGCUCAUCCAGGGGCUCUUCAACCUGCCCUCGCUCGCUCACCUGCAGCCCAACACGAUUGCAGAACAUAUGCAACAGCGCCCCCUGGGGUCACACUUUUCGGUGGGUCGCAGAAUUCGGUGUAAUCCCGGUGCACCGGGACACGGAGCUGUUCGCCUACGGUGGCUGUGGACCUGUGGGAGAGCAAUCUUGGUGUGAGUUCAACCCACGAGGAGCACGUGUCUCAAGAAAAGUGUUAUUGGUGGGACUUGAACCCAGGUCUGCAGUGCUUA